AUUAAGUAACCAACCGGAGAGAUGUAAUACGGACAUUGAAUGACACCGUGCGUAGUUGGGAAGUAAAGGAAGGAAGCCGAGGGAUGGAGCCGGUCAGUCUCACUCCGUCCGCUCAACCUCGCGCCGUUCUUUAUUCCAUCGCACUAAUUGAGCGCGAGAUUCUACCGAGUCUCUUGGCGGGACAUUUUAUAGUUUGGUACAUAAAAAGCGAGAGGAAAUCACGCACUUGUGAUACUCGGACAGGGUUGUUAACACGUGGGUGAUAUUUCACGUGCCGAAAAAUACAUCGUGGAUUCGAUUUGAGCGCAACUAUACGCGUGGUUAACGAAAUAGUUGCAACUAUAACGCAAUAAACACCACGUGGGUUCGUUUUGAGGACAACUGUACGCGUGGUUAACGAAAUAGUUGCAACUAUAACGGAAAAAACGACACGUGUGUUAAUUUGAAGACUAGUUUAUCCGUGGUUAACGAAAUAGUUGCAACUAUCACACAGCUGUUGAGUGAAUAAACAUAUAAUAGUGGUACGGAAAUGGAUCGGAUACGUUGCAGAGUUUAAAUUAUCGUCCAGUAAUUCAUCUACUGUAUUCUACCUGUGAAAUUGCUCAACAUUAUUGAGUAGACUCGAUGAUCGAGUGCUGGGUGUUAAAUCCAGACUGCAUCUGGUCACCGGAAUAAAUAUCAUCAAGGGAUAAAUAUCGGCGAGGAAGAAACGGUCCCAGAGCGUCAAAAGAUGAGGUACUGCUGGUUUAAAGUCGCCUUCAGCGCCCUCAGCGGGCUCUCCUUGUACUUUUGCAACGCUGCGCCGAUCGGUUCGACACUCCCGGAAGCCAAGGACACGGCAUAUUCGCAUCCUGCGCGGACGCUGGACACUGACCAGGGUCUGGGUCAGCCGAUUGACAUGGCAUGGGAGGCGUGGAUUGUGACUGACAAGAAGCUGUCUGAGGAUGGAUCGAACUUUGAAGCGUCGACGGCUCCACGACGGAUCACCAGUAAAAGUGUCUUCCUUCCUCCGUCGGUGAACAAAACUUGUGACGAUGGUUACCGCUUGGAAAGCAAUAUGACAUGUGUCCCGAUCACCAUCAGUUUCAACCCCCACAGCCACUUCGAAAACUUUAUUCUAUCACGUCUGAGGAAUCGUACAUUCGCAAAUUCCACCAGCGUCACUAAAUUAACGAUGUAUGGCCCUGUUCAGGUAGGCUUACCGCUUAGUAUAGAAGACAAGAGGCCACCCCCAUCGUCGAGUGAGAAGCCAGAACGCGACGAAGAUUCGGUCGAGAUUGCGGUCGUCCAUCCAAUCCAGGAGGACAAGAAGUCGGAGAUCGAUAUGGAGGCGGGGUUGACUGUCUACCUCCUUGGAAACGGGACGACAAAGAGCGCCAACUCUUCGGGGGCUUUUGAAGAUCAAGGGACAGGCGGUGAGCCAUCCAUUGCAGACUUCGUCGAGGAUGGGAGCCAGGAUUUUACCGAGAUGAUAAACUACCGGAUUCCCAUCGACCUUGGACACCUUCUGAACGGUUCAAAGCUCAGCGAAAACUCGGAGAGUUAUGAGUCGGGGAAAAACGUCACGACGAACGAGACCCAGACGUUUGUGCUGCUUCUCGCACCGGCUGUAGUGACGACCUUGACAUCCGAAGAACCAACGACGACGUUGUCCAAUGAUGAGAGUUUCCUCAGGAAUCACAAAAAUGGCACGGUCAACUCGACGGACAGCCACGGGGUACCGGUCAAAAUUGAUGGACCGGAUUCUCCCUCCGUGGGUACCGUAGAAGAGGAGGCAACAACACAGUCCGAGUUCACCACCGCAAAAGAGGAGGAGGAGGAGGUGGUGGAGGAGGAAAAAGAGGCAACUACAUCAGGCGACGACGCGACUGAGUCCUCGACGAUAUCUUUCGAGGAUGAAGAGAGCCUGAUCUGGACGACACUUGACCCCGAAGACCAGGAGGAACUGCUGACGCACAGUGAAGCCGGAAUGCUGGUCUCACCAGGCAACUUGAGACCAUUGAUAUCGGACCCUAUAAAGCAGGAGCCACCGAUGAACGAAGAGGAGGAAGUCAGCCAGAUAUCAAGCGAAUCGAGCAUCCGGGGCGACAUGAUCAUGGAAACGACGCUUCUGGGUCUCCACGCAACCCCGAAGAAGCCCGACGCGCUGUCCGAGCUCUUCGAGUCUAAUCCCGAGGUCGUCUUCUCACCACAGGACGAUCGUCGCCCUGACAGAGCGAGCACUAAGGAGUCAAAGGACGACUCUUCAACAGUCCCUCAAGGAUCGCUACUCGCCAAUGAUGCCGAGGUGAUUCCGACGCUGAGAAGGACCAUCUCGAGUGCGAAUCAAGGUCGGGUUAGGUUCCCCGAGGACCCAACGAACCCUUCGUCAAGCUACGUUCUCUUCCCGGGUGACAACAAUUCGAACAGUGUAAACGAAAACCUGGCCUACAAGAAGCGGCGGGAACGGAUCUCAUCACCCUUCGAGGACGCUACCACCGGAGUUACUUCGGAUCAACUCGACCAGAGAAACACCCAAUGGAUCGGCCUACCCGCCGGACAUGAAACCGGAAGUAGUCGACGCUCUCCCCCGCAGACCGGAAGUCCCGGUUCUCAACGACAGACACCAAUGCUGUUCAGGUUUUGGAAAAGGAUGCCAUUGAUCAGAGACCCCGCCAUGAUCCAUAGAUCGAGAGGUCCUUCUUCGGAUAUUUCACAAAUCAGGGGUCUCCCACCACCACCUUCCAGCAGCAGUAUUUACAGGGAUGUUUUGCCUCGAGCUUAUCCCGGCCAGCGUGUAUUCAACCGAAAUUUCCGAGGUACAGGAUCGCCCAGUACGGUACAACGGAUCGGUUAGAUACAAUCUACACUUGACUUGUUCGAAGCUAGUGAAAUUUUCAGAGCGGUGCCAAAUAUAUGUAUGCAUAUAUAUAUCAAUAUCACGAUAAUAUUAUAUAGGUAUAUAAAAAUUGAUUCGUUAUUGUAUGUAUGAGACGAUGAUUUUAGUUGUGUGUGUGCGUGUGUGUGUGUGUGUGAAGAAGUGAAUGGAUGUAUGUAGGAAAAAAAUGAGCCGCUAGAAAUUCUCAAGUGAGACUUUUUUCCACCAUUAUUAUACAUCUAUUAACAUUGAGCAGAGUUAGUAUGGUGUCUGUGGAAAAAUUUGAAGGGUAUUAAACUAUAUAUUGAGAAAAAUCUUUCUAAUACCUAAUAGUUCGUUUGCAUGUAGAGAUAGUAGUGAUUAGCUUGCCAAAAUUCUCUUAUCCUUCCCGCAUUGUAGAAGAAGAAACAAAAAAAAAAUAAAAAAUAAAAAAACAAAAACAAAAAAA
Molecule: messenger RNA, 3305 nt
Organism: Diprion similis
Lineage: Eukaryota; Metazoa; Arthropoda; Insecta; Hymenoptera; Diprionidae
Exons: 4
Coding region: 731-2836 (701 amino acids)
Source: RefSeq, a predicted model, not a curated record